This is a messenger RNA of Lindgomyces ingoldianus, 2056 nucleotides long. RefSeq lists its product as uncharacterized. Bases 44 to 2056 code for a protein of 670 amino acids. NCBI's taxonomy places the organism in Eukaryota, Fungi, Ascomycota, Dothideomycetes, Pleosporales, Lindgomycetaceae. The transcript has 5 exons. The record is from RefSeq and is a predicted model, not a curated record.
GCAAGGCACAACUAACAAAUCGAGACGAUAUUGAGACGACAAGAUGGAUAAUGAGAAGCCGCACAUGAUUAUUGGGGUGGAUUUGGGGAUGACGUGUACAGGAGUCUCCUAUGUAAAUCUAUCCAUCGGUUCCGAGACAGUAAGAUGGGUGCAGAAAUGGCCUGGCCGAUUCCAAGCCAACGAAAACAAAGUUCCUACAGUUGUCGUAUACCCCACGGGCCAGUCUGAACCUUCGUCCUGGGGAUUCCUCUCUGAGACAAUAGCAGAGACAACAGGAGAAGACAAAGAGUACAAAGAAUGGUUCAAGACUUCUUUAGAUCCACGCAAACUCGCCCAGAAGCAGGCUGAAGAUCCGGUAGGAGCCCCGGAGUCCCUCGCAGAAGUCGAGAAAUGGUACGAAGAUUAUCUACGGAAGAUGUACGAAUAUCUUGCCAACAAGCUCUACACUGAGAUAUCAGGGGCUUCAUGGAGAGAUGCGAGGAUAGAGUUCAUAUUUUCGGUCCCUACCACAUGGGCACCUAAUCCGACUGUGGAGAAUUUCAGAUCCAUUGUUGAACGAGCCGGCUUCGGACAGCAUAUUGGCCAUUCUGUCACCAUCGGUUUGACUGAAGCUGAAGCAGCAGCUGUUCAUGUGUCUACAGAAGCCCCUGGAAUCUUUAGGGAGAGAGAUAUCCUCCUCGUCUGUGAUGCUGGGGGUGGAACGACUGAUCUUUCUGUCCUACGAAUCGCAAAUAAUGUCAACCAAUCCAUCUGUCUUGAACAGCUUGAUGUAGUGUUCGGUGAAUCAAUCGGUUCCGCAGCUAUCGAUUACGAAUUCGAGAAACUGGUCAGCGGUCGACUCUCCACGGCUCACAACGCUUCACCUCUACCUAUUGACCCCUCCGAUGCCGCCUGGGAAAUGAUGAAGUCCCGCGACUUCCAGGCUGUUAAGUGCGAAUACGGAUCCCCAGACGAUACACCUCUUUUCUCUAUUGGCAUUCCUCGUGUGCCUCAAUCCUACAACAACCCCGAUGCCCGCAUCAAGAAUGGCGAAAUGACAUUUGCCCGCGAAGAUCUCCAGCAAAUGUUCGACAAGCAGAUUAACAAACUCUUCAAAUUGAUAGAUUCCCAGCUUCAAUCCCUCUAUCAGAAGUUUCCGAAUGAACAAGUCGGCCAUCUGAUUCUCUCUGGCGGUCUUGGAAAUAGCGCUUAUGUGCAGCAAUGCCUUUCGAGCCGCUACGGCGCCACUUCACCAUUGCCAAAACCGAACGCACGCCACAUUCGUGUGCGUAUAGCUCCAGACCCUCAACUCGCCGUGUGCAAAGGCCUCGUAGCCGACCGCGUCCGAAAGCUGUUGACUUCCCACUCUGUUCUCGGAUGGCGGUGCUGCCGGGCCUCCUACGGCACAGUCUGCAAGAUCCUAUAUGACAAGCGAAAUCCAGAGCAUGCCGGAAAGGAGUUGACUAGAGACCCGUUAAACAAUAAAUUGUACAUCACGCAGGCCAUAGCGUGGUUUGUUAGAAAGGGUGAACCAGUGUCAGUCGACCGACCAAUCAUACACAACUUUAUCAAAAAAGUGAGCCCUGGGGAUCCGAGGCGUGCAUUCCCAACGAGCGUUAUAGAAUGUGGGUUGGAGGCCAAGUUCUUGCCAGAUCAAAUGUGUUCGGACACAAGAGUACUUUGCGAAAUCCAGUCAGACCUCACAACUGCUGACGAAAAGAAAUUCACAGAGAAGAAUAGACGCUUCUGGAAGCUCGGAAAGCACUACUUCAGGGUAGAGUACCAGGUUAAAGUCAUCAUCGGGCCAGCUGAUAUCCGAUUUGAGCUUUGGUUCAAUAACCAAAAGCUCUCCCGCGACCAGUCCAUCAAAGUAGAAUGGGUCCCUGCGCCUGCACCAAUUCCCCCAAUGUUUAGCAACAUCGCCGAGUUGCCCGGUCGAUCCGAUACCGGGGAAUUUAAACCUAUUGCAAACGGCACCAAUAAUGGAAAUGGGGAUGGCAUUAGCAAAAGUAUAGGAAAGAUGUCAGAAAACUUGGUCGCUAUGGCUAAGAAUAAGAAAUGGCCUGUGUACGGAUGA